Messenger RNA from Sphaeroforma arctica JP610, 1053 nucleotides. RefSeq lists its product as hypothetical. Bases 230 to 748 code for a protein of 172 amino acids. The transcript has a single exon. The record is from RefSeq and is a predicted model, not a curated record. Lineage: Eukaryota; Ichthyosporea; Ichthyophonida.
UACGUCUUCAUGCUAAUGUCUACACUACUGACAGACUGACAUCCUUAUAGUUCGAUAAAAGCGAGAACUUCGUUCAUUCAAUUUUCAUUUAGCGGAGCACUCUCGAAAAGUACUUCGAACUUUUACAAGAAUCUACUUGACCUGAAAUUGAGCUGCCCCUUCGGUGUCAUUAGUAAACUUGUUUACAAAUAAGGUGCAAAAAUCAACAUCUGUCGCCUCAAGUGUUACAAUGUUCAAAACAGCCACGGUCACGACGCUGCUUCUUAUUUCCAGCUAUUUGGCGGGCGUGGAUGCACAGGCGCCGCCGCAGGAUGGAGGUGGAGCUCCACAGAACAACAACAAUGGCAACAACACCAACGACCAGAGAUGCCCACUACAGGACUUCGACUAUUCAUCGGAUGAGUUUGUGUGCAAUAUGACGAUCAACUUGUAUGACAUCACCACUGAGGCAUUCAACACUGUCCAGCAGACGUAUGUCUAUGCAAUGACUCCCUCAGAAGACAACGAAUUCGCAUUCUCGCUCGUCUAUAAUGACGAGCAAGCUGUGUGUAUCUUCUCACAGGUGCCCUCGCAAUCAUACGAAGCAGUGUGUGCUGAUGUAAAAGACGCCUCUUCGUUAUCCCUGGUAUUCGAGCAAGAAUGUUCACCUACUACCAUGUAUGUCACAGGCUCUGGACCUGGAUCUGGUGCUUUUGGCUUCCCAGUGGCUCUAUCAGCGUCUUGCACCAGGAGUGUGAACGCGGGGUAGACCCAACGAGGGCAAGAGAAUACACAGCCGCAACAAUCGCAGCAGCCAUAGUAGGAUCAGUAGAUACUGUAGAUUGUCAAGUAGUGUAUAGUCACUGGUACAAAAAGAUAAAUCGGUAGGAAGGUCUAUCUAUUAAUGCACGACGACAUAGAAAUAUAAAAAUAUAGCUGACUAUUCGCACAGUCAACAUACGGGAAGAAAUUAUUUUCUUUAUUUUUCAACAUCAAAGAUGAAAGGAAGAUAAGGUUGAUUUUUCCUUUACAAGAAAAUAGGAUAAAUAAAUAUUUGCGCCUGAGACCUAUAGA